Molecule: messenger RNA, 2382 nt
Organism: Anas platyrhynchos (mallard)
Lineage: Eukaryota; Metazoa; Chordata; Aves; Anseriformes; Anatidae
Product: drebrin-like
Biological process (GO): regulation of actin filament polymerization; positive regulation of axon extension; positive regulation of dendritic spine morphogenesis
Cellular component (GO): cortical actin cytoskeleton; postsynaptic membrane; dendrite
Molecular function (GO): actin filament binding
Source: RefSeq, a predicted model, not a curated record
CGGCGGCGGCGGAGGCGGGGCCGGGCCGGGCGCAGGAUCUGUCCGGGCGGCGCGGGGCCGGGCAGGGCGCAGCAUGGGGGCCCCGGGGCUGGACCGGCACCGGCUGGCGCUGCUGGCGGCCAAGGAGGACGUGGGCAACCCGCGGGCGGCCACCAACUGGGCCGUUUUCGCCUACGAGAAGCACCAUGACCUCAAGCUGCUGGACUCCGGAGCCGGGGGCGCGGACGAGCUGGCCGCCAAGUUCUGCGCCAGCAGCGUCAUGUACGGGCUGUGCCGCCUCCGGGACCCCAACACCGGCACCCCCCGCAUCGUCCUCAUCAGCUGGGUCGGGGAGAAGACGCCCGAGUCCCAGCGGCAGGCGUGCGCCGGGCACCUGCCGGCCAUCAGAGCCUUCUUCAGGGAGGCCAGCGUGGUGCUGAGCGCCCGGCGCGCCGAGGAGGUGACCCAGGAGGGGCUGAGCCGCGCUCUGGCCCAGCUGGCCCCCGCCGCGGCCCCCCCGGCCAGGAGGGCCCCCCCGGCCGACACCGAGGAGCUGGUGGGCACCAACUACCGCAAGACGAACCCGGCGCUGGAGAUCCGCCGGACGCAGCGGGACUCCUUCUGGGCGCAGGCCGAGCGCGAAGAGGAGCAGCGCAAGGAGGAGGAGCGGCGGCGGCUGCUGGAGGAGCGGCGGCGCUGGGAACGGGAGCGGAUGGAGGAGGAGAGGCGCGAGGCGGCCGAGCGCGAGCAGCGCUUCAGGGAGAAGGAGCGGCUGAUCGAGGAGCACCGGAAGGAGCAGGCGCGGCUGGAGGCGGAGGAGCGGAGGAAGGAGAAAGCCCGCUGGGAGCAGCAGCAGCGGGAGCACGAGGAGGCGAUGCGGGAGCGCUCCCGGCGCUCCGAGUCCAUCGAGAAGGCGGCCGAGGCGGCCGUGCUGGUGUCCCAGCGCCCGCAGAACCCCCGGGAUUUCUUCCGGCAGCGGGAGCGCGCGGGGUCCACCUCCGGGGCUCCGCUGCCCGCCGGCCCCGGGGGCGCCCGGCCCGGAGCCCGGCGGCCGUUCCUGCGGUACCAGCGCAGCCUGACCGAGUCAGCCUUCAUCUUCCGCCGGCCGGAGCCCCCGCCCUCACCCUCGCCCCUCGACCCCGGGGCUUUCAGGGCGGCGCCCCCCACCAGCCCACGCCGCCCCCCGCCGCCGCUCCCCGCCAGCCCCGCGGGGACGGGGCCCCCCCCUCGCUGUGCCGCCGCGGGGGCUCUCAGCCCAGCCGGGGCAGGGCCCCCCCCGACCCUGCCGGGGUCCCCGCCCCCCGCCAGCCCCCCCGGGUCGGGGCCCCCCGACGGCACCCGUGGGGCAGAGCCCGAGCCCCCCCGCGGCACUCCCGGGCUGGGCUCCCCCAGCAGCCCCGGCGGGGGGCUGCUGCUCCCGAGCCCUCCCUGGCAGCCCCCCCCGGGGCCGGCUGCGCUGUCCCCCACCGGCAGCGCGGGGGCUGAGGCUCUGCCUCUGCCCAGCCCCCCCAGCACCCCCUUGGAUGAGGAGGGCCCCCCCCGGGCACCCCUCCCCUCCCCAGCCCCCCGGCUUGGGGGUCUCCAGGGCUGCCGGUGGGGCCGGGCGAGGGGGCCCCGAGCCCCCGGGGGGGGUCUCCUCCCCCUGGGUUGGUGCCUGCCCCGGUGCCCCCGCGUGGCCCCAGCCCCCCCAGCCCGCUGCAGGAUCCGGCCCUCCCCAGCCUGGCAGCCCAGGAGCCACAGCAAGGGACCAUCAGGGAACCCGAGCAGGAGCCAGCCCGGAGCGACUCGGGGCACAACGGCAUCGGGGACCUCGGGCACGGGGGGUGGCCAGCCCCCUGGGAGCAGGACCCCCCGGUGCAGGGGGAUGAGCCCAGCGACACCAUCCUGCCGGAGCCGCUGCACAAAGCCAAGCCAGGCUUCGCCCUGCUGCUGGCCCGCGAUGCCCCCCACCAGCAGCUGCCUGCCGGCAGCAGCCCCCCAGCUGAGGACGAGGACCUCUCCCCCCAUGCUGUGUAGUGGGGGGGACAGCAGCACGCCCCCCCCCCCCAGCACCACCUACUGUGCUCCCCAGCACCCCCCCAGCCAGGGCUGCCCCCAGCCCCCCAUGCAUUGGCUGCCCCACACCUCGCCCCACUGCCCCACGCUUGGUGUGGUGCCUGCAGCCCCCCAGCCCCCCCCCAGCACCACCUCUUGCACUGGGGCCGCUGGCCCCCUUCCCCCCCCACCCCCCCAUACAGCAGCUUUGGGAAGCAGCCACACACCCACAGCCCUGACCCACCUGUGCAGCACAGGGCUGGGGGGGGACAGGGGUCCCCAGCUUGGGGGGCACAGGGCAGGCAGCAGGACCCUGCCCCCCCGCGACCCCCAGCCCCCCCAGUGAGACGCAGUGGCUGUUAAAUAAAU